AUGGCGACAAUAAACCCUUUAAUCGAGACUUUCAGACUGGGCAAAAUAUUGCAACUUUCUGUACCUUCUGACGAAAACGUCCAGAACACUUAUGAAAGAGUUUUGCACCAAUGGCAAAGUUGCUUGAGUGCACGCGUUGUACAGUUGAUUUUACCAACAGAAUGCAAUGAAACCGUUAUUGGUAGUGAUAUAUCUCUCGGAAACGUAAUUUGUAAAAACGGUUUACUUCAACAAGAAGCGAUGAAUAGCGUUUGGGAAAAACCGUUUGACACUUCAGAGGCGGAGGCUUUCGACAAAGCGUCGCCUAAAAUCAAACUUGUUGCAAUAAAGGUUGCACAAUUCAUUGAUUCUAACAUAUCAACAGCUAAUGAUUUUUUUGACUUAUAUAUCGAAGAGUUGAAAUGGUGCGGUUAUAGUCAUAUAUUCGCCAAAUGCAUAGAUUUAUAUCAUAAACAAGAUUUUUUCACAUUACUUCUUUUUGAGAUUUCAUCUUUAGAGAGAAUAUUGGGUGAUAUAAUAUAUUCCAUUCAUAAUGACACAUUUAUGAUUCCAUCUCUUAUCCGUGAUCUUCUUAUUGCUCCACCACUUGUUCCCCUGUUAGGAGAAGACGUUAUUUUCUUUCUACGUUGUUUAAUUGGGCCUCCAAAUUCAAUGAAUUUGAGAAAUAUUCUUUGGCAUGGGUUUGUUAGUCCUAACGAAUUUUUACCUAUUCCCGCUAAAUGGUAUUCCGCCCUCAUUAUGGUAGUCACUCUAACUGUUUGUCACAGAGUAAGGCUUCGUGGUUUGAUAGAAUCAUUAAAGAAAAGGAAUGUUGCAAGUUUUGAAGGUUUUUUUCAUUUAUCUCGACCCAACAUUAUUGCGGAAAAUAUUAUUACUAGUGAUGAAAUUAAUAAAAUUUUUGAUCAAGAAUACGAACGCGUCAUGUUUAGUCAAAUGCAAGAACAUCGGCUAGGUACUGUGGAAGUUGGUCAAUAUUUUUUAACUUUGGACAUUAUCUUGGAAGAAAAAGUUGCCUGGGCAUAUUAUGGUCUAGAAAAAGAAAUUAAGGACGAGGUGCCUAGAAAUCAGAUUUAUGAAGAGUUUGGGGGUGGUAUUAUGGAUCUUAUGCUUGAUCUUUUUGUUUAUAACGCUGGUCCUAGGUUAAGGGAUCGUAUAGCACACGGAGAGGCGAACUGCCUCGUCACGUCCACAGACUCUAAUCCAUUAUAUGAAUAUUAUAUUUGUCUUUUGAUCAUUUUAUGGAGCAGAUAUAAAUCCAAAGUACUCAUUGAGCAAGUUGAUGUGAUCGGGAUUGAUGAUCCGCAAUUUGUUAUGAAUGAUGAAAUAUUACAAAAUUAUGAGAAUUGGAUAUCCAACUAUAAUUCUAGAUUUCACCCUAUCCCCUUACUCUGGAGAGAGAGCACUCGGUUGAUAACUAUUACUUGGAAUUGCUGGAAAAUUGCCCAAAUAAUAGAACAAAAGGGCAGAUUUACAUUAGGCGAUUGGACAGAACUAAUGUUUAAAGAACAGGAAGAUAGUUUAUUUCAGCAAAGCGUUCUCAAGUCGAUUGCAAAAAUGGAAACUAUGGUAGAUGUUUUACAUCUAUCCAGAGAAAAGUUAGAUGCAAUAAAAGUAAGGUGGUUUUGCAAUAACAAAGAGUUUCAUUGGAACCGUAUAAGUAUUACAAAAGAAUAUUUAAAAGUGAUAAAUCUAAAGCGUGUGGUAAUCAAGAAGGCUAUCUCUGGUGCUGAGAAAGAUCCUACAUUCUUCACCUUCUCUUUCUUCACUCUUGACUAUGCCAAUGAACAAAAAUUUAUAUUAGGUAUAUUAAUAUUCAUUGAAAGAUGGCGUAGCUUUUGUGCAGAAGGAGAAUGGAAGAAAAUAAAUGAGGCAUUUGAUGAACUCAUUAAACAUUUCUCUUGUAUUAAUUCCUAA
Messenger RNA from Racocetra persica, 1914 nucleotides. The record is from the annotation of a GenBank genome assembly. Lineage: Eukaryota; Fungi; Glomeromycota; Glomeromycetes; Diversisporales; Gigasporaceae.